CUUCACGCAAACCUCCAAAGCAGCCAACAAGAGCUAUCUAGCGGCGCACAAACAAAGCAACACUUUGUCAAGCUAGCCUUUGUUGAUCGACGCGCCCGCCAUGGAGCUCAACCUCGUGUCGUGGGCGCCGCUCCUCCUCCUCGCGCUCUCCGCCGCGUACGUCUACUGCGCGACGCGGAGCCGGUCGCCGCAGCGGCUGCCGCCGUCGCCGCCGGGGUGGCCGGUGAUCGGGCACCUGCACCUGCUGUCCGGCGGGAUGCCGCACCACGUCAUGACCGACCUGGCGCGGUCCAUGCGGGCGCCGCUGCUCCGGCUGCGCAUGGGCAGCGUGCGCGCCGUGGUGAUCUCCAAGCCGGACCUGGCCCGCGCCGCGCUCACGGCCAACGACGCCGCGCUCGCGUCGCGGCCGCACCUCCUGUCAGGCCAGUUCCUGUCCUUCGGCUGCUCCGACGUCACGUUCGCGCCCGCGGGCGCCUACCACCGCAUGGCGCGCCGGGUGGUCGUCUCCGAGCUCCUCUCGGCGCGCCGGGUGGCCACGUACGGCGCCGUCCGGGUCAAGGAGCUCCGCCGCCUCCUCGCGCACCUCACCAAGAACACCUCCCCGGACCGCCCACUCGACCUCAGCGAGUGCUUCCUUAACCUGGCCAACGACGUGCUCUGCCGCGUCGCCUUCGGCCGCCGCUUCCCGCACGGCAAGGGGGACAAGCUCGGCGCCGUUCUCGCCGAGGCGCAGGACCUCUUCGCCGGCUUCACCAUCGGGGACUUCUUCCCGGAGCUCGAGCCCGUCGCCAGCACCGUCACAGGCCUCCGCCGCCGGCUCAAGAGCUGCCUGGCCGACCUCCGCGAGGUCUGCGACGAGAUCGUCGACGAGCACCUCAGCGGCAAGCGCCCGCACAUCCCCGGCGACCGCGACGAGGACUUCGUCGACGUCCUCCUCCGAGUCCAGAAGUCCCCCGACCUCGAGGUCCCCCUCACCGAUGAUAACCUCAAGGCCCUCGUCCUGGACAUGUUCGUCGCCGGCACGGACACGACGUUUGCGACGCUGGAGUGGGUGAUGACGGAGCUGGUCCGGCACCCGCGCAUCCUCAAGAAGGCGCAGGACGAGGUGCGGCGCGUCGUCGGCAGCAAGGGCCGCGUGGAGGAGGCGGACCUCGGCGAGCUCCACUACAUGCGCGCCAUCAUCAAGGAGACGUUCCGGCUCCACCCGGCCGUCCCGCUGCUGGUGCCGCGGGAGUCCGUGGCCCCCUGCACGCUCGGCGGCUACGACAUCCCGGCCAAGACCCGCGUCUUCAUCAACACCUUCGCCAUGGGCCGGGACCCGGAGAUCUGGGAGAACCCGAUGGAGUACUCCCCGGAGCGGUUCGAGAACGGCGGCGGCGAGAUCGACCUCAAGGACCCGGACUUCAAGCUGCUGCCGUUCGGCGGCGGCCGGAGGGGCUGCCCCGGGUACACGUUCGCGCUGGCCACCGUGCAGGUGUCGCUGGCCAGCCUGCUGUACCACUUCGAGUGGGCGCUGCCGGCCGGCGUGCGCGCCGAGGACGUCAACCUCGACGAGAGCUUCGGCCUGGCCACCAGGAAGAAGGAGCCGCUGGUCGUGGUCGUCAGGAAGAGCGAGGGGUACGACUUUAAGGGGGAGGAGCUGAACGAGGUUUAAGAUCACUUAUUAUUAAAUAUUCUCUAUUUUAUUUUAAUGGUUCAUGUCUUUGUUGUCUUUGUUCUUAUUAGUAGUGCAAUUGUGCAAAUAAGUGUCAAGUCUUGGGAGUGGUCGCCAUUAACCUUUUGUUUGUAGAGUAGGUGGUCUCGUGGAAGGCAAGGAACCAAUACAAGGAACCUUGUAAAAUUUCUAUUGUAACACUACGGUUGGUUGGUGGCCUGGUGGGCAAUAAAAAAGAAGACCAUAUUUCUUUUUCACAAAA
This is a messenger RNA of Panicum hallii, 1916 nucleotides long. Its product is annotated as tryptamine 5-hydroxylase. The record is from RefSeq and is a predicted model, not a curated record. Gene Ontology annotation, molecular function: oxidoreductase activity, acting on paired donors, with incorporation or reduction of molecular oxygen; iron ion binding; monooxygenase activity. NCBI's taxonomy places the organism in Eukaryota, Viridiplantae, Streptophyta, Magnoliopsida, Poales, Poaceae. Bases 101 to 1654 code for a protein of 517 amino acids. The transcript has 2 exons.